Molecule: messenger RNA, 2601 nt
Organism: Paramisgurnus dabryanus
Lineage: Eukaryota; Metazoa; Chordata; Actinopteri; Cypriniformes; Cobitidae
Gene: poglut3
Product: protein O-glucosyltransferase 3
Cellular component (GO): endomembrane system
Molecular function (GO): glucosyltransferase activity; protein binding
Source: RefSeq, a predicted model, not a curated record
UGAAACACGCCGGAAUUAUUUUGAGGCGCACCGCAACAUAAGCGCCACGCUCAAAAUCUGCAUAGUUAACUGUUUCUUUACUUACAUUUUUUAUGUAAAUGCUACAGCUGUGCCUUAGAAAUGAUUAAUGUAAACGACGUUUAAUUUUGUAGAUAUUUUAGCAUUUUUGUUGUGAUCUUUUUUCUGUAAUUAAUCGGCGUUGCUCCGAAAGGCUGGACAAACACAAUGCUCUCUCAGAUAAACAUUAUAAACGCACAUGUGCUCAUCAUUAUUGCACUUUUAAACUUAGGUUUUUGUAAAGACAUUGCCAUUGAUCCGGCUAAAUGUGUUGUGUGGGGUCCUGGAUUGAAUCCUGAUGUUGUGUUGCCAGUCAGAUAUUUCUACAUUCAGACUGUCGACUCGCAAGGAGCAAACAUCACUGUCUCGCCUGGUAACGACUUAUUUAAAGUGAAGAUAACCUCUUUGGAAAAGGAGUAUCUUCGUAUUCAUAUCCAGCCACCUUUGGAUCGGGGUGAUGGUUCUCUGCUUGUUAGAUAUCGUCUCUAUGGAAGCUCUACAAAGGGUUUAAAUAUUGAAGUGUUGUAUAAAGACCAGCCAGUGGCAAAAUCACCAUACACGCUUAAAGGUCCUGUUUAUCACGAAUACUGUGAUUGUUCACAGUCAGAUGUGUCAGCCUGGCAGAAGACCAUGCAGUGCCCGGAGGAAGAUCCUCAAAUUCAAAUGGAUUUCAGUUCAUUUCCUUCUAUUGACCUUGAGCAACUCUUGCAGGAAGUUCCACAGCGAUUUGCAAAGCGGGGUGGACUCAUUCACUACACCAUCCUGAAUAACCAAGUGUAUCGUCGUUCACUAGGCAAAUACACAGAUUUCAAGAUGUUCUCAGAUGAGAUUCUCCUCUCCUUGGCUCGAAAGGUAAAAUUACCUGAUGUGGAAUUUUAUAUUAAUGUAGGCGACUGGCCGAUGGAGAACAGAAAAGUGGGUGACAAACCAGUGCCAAUAAUCUCAUGGUGUGGGUCCACGGACACACGGGACAUCAUCCUUCCCACUUACGACAUCACACACUCCACUCUAGAGGCGAUGAGAGGCGUAACAAAUGACCUGCUGUCCGUCCAGGGGAACACAGGUCCUAUGUGGUCAAAUAAAACAAGCAAGGCCUUCUUCAGAGGCAGAGACAGUCGAGAAGAACGCUUAAAUCUGGUAACCAUGUCCAAACAAAACCCAGAGCUGCUUGACGCUGGAAUAACGGCAUAUUUUUUCUUUAGGGACCGGGAGAAGGAUCUCGGCAAGGCUCCGCUGGUUGGUUUCUUUGACUUUUUCAAGUACAAAUACCAGGUGAAUGUAGAUGGGACGGUAGCUGCCUACAGGUUUCCUUAUUUGAUGCUGGGCAACAGUUUGGUCCUAAAGCAGGAUUCACCGUAUUAUGAACACUUCUACACACAUUUGAAAGCAGGUGUGCACUACAUACCUGUGAUGAGGAACCUUUCUGACCUCAUUGAUAAGAUCAAUUGGGCUAAGAACAGUGAUGCAGAAGCAGAGGUCAUUGCUAAGAGCGGCCAAUCAUUGGUCAGAGAUCUGCUCCAGCCUCACAGACUUUACUGCUACUACUACUCAGUAUUUCAGACAUAUGCGAGUCGUCAGACCUCUCAGCCUGUAGUUCAUCCUGAUAUGGAGGCGGUUCAUCAACCGUCUGAUCACACAGCACUGUGUAACUGUGAGAGGAGAUUAGUGGAGCAGAGAGAUGAGCUCUGACACAAUCAGCUUAACAACUUCAAUCCAUCACUGUUACACCCAAAAAUCCACAUCGUAUGACACAAGGUCGAAUUGAACAUUUUUAACAAAAAUCCAUUCAAGCGUUAAAAUUGGAUGGGUUUUUUGUGUGUGUUCUCAAGAGGACAAAAAAAUUAGGUAUUUACUUGUGGUGUUUUUGCAUUAUUCCUAAUACUUUUGUGUUAAUUUUCAACUUUCCUCAUUAUUUUUAUAAUCGUUUAUUUAAAAAAUACCUCUCUGCUCACAGAUAUGCAUUACAAUAUAUAGUUUUCCUUAAAAUGUAUUGGAUUAAAUAAGUUUCAGUUGGUUGGUCAGGUGAAAGGGGACAUAAGCUUUUGAAUCCUGUGAAUGCUGUUAGUCUUGUUUUUAAUAGUUUUGUACUUAAAAACGGCAUUAAAGUGAACACUACAUGACUACAAGAGGAAAUAACGUAUGUAUUGCAAAUAAACAAUCUGUUUUUUUUUUUUACUUAACACUAAAUGUGCAGAUAAUGUAAAAUGUUGGUGUGUUACAGUUUGACUGUGUUUUGGCUUAAACUUGAAGUGCUCUUGUUUAAAAAAAAAAAAAAAUGAUGAUGGUUAUACAUGUAGAACACUUUGUGCCUCAUGUAGUGUGUUUGCCUUAAAUUGUUAUUUGUUUGUGCCAAACAGGGUCUUGUGGUUCCCAACGGUCAGCUAUUUUCCAAUUUAAUGAUUUACGGAAAUGAAUGAAAUGGUUGUUUGGUAACCUGACAUGCAUAAACACAUGGACGGCGUAAUAGAUUAACACUGGGGAUGAUGUGAAAGUCAACACAGAACAAAUGUCACAGUUUUAAUAAACUUUGGUAAAAUCUUUUUA